Hydractinia symbiolongicarpus is the source of this 5914-nucleotide messenger RNA. RefSeq lists its product as uncharacterized. NCBI's taxonomy places the organism in Eukaryota, Metazoa, Cnidaria, Hydrozoa, Anthoathecata, Hydractiniidae. Bases 244 to 5217 code for a protein of 1657 amino acids. The transcript is spliced from 2 exons. The record is from RefSeq and is a predicted model, not a curated record.
GAAAAAUUAUUUUUAAAGGACGGUUAUGAAAAAUCUACGCUACAAAUAACCUGUAUUAAUACACUUUUUACCCCCGUCAUAUUGUUUGCUUACCGAAGCACGCUAUGUAGUUUAAAUGCUAUUUCUUGAACCAUCAAAACAAAUAAUUCUCAAGAAAGUGAAACAGAAAUGGAAAAGAAGAAACUGGGGUGUUCAUCACGGUUUUGAUUUUAUUAUUCAGUUUGUUAAUUUUUGUUAGCAACGAUGUCAGAAAUUGUGGAUUGUAUUGCGUUUAUCGUUCGCAAAACAUGUUGGUCAUUGUACGUAUUUAUGAAAUUUCUCUUGUUGCGAUUUCUUGACUUGCUUGGACUGAUUUUCAAUGUGGCUGCUUGUUGCACAAUUAUUAGGCUACCAUUUAUGAUAGCUCAUUUUGUACACAUGCACUCAUUCGCGGAUUGGAGACUUAAUGGUUUGAUACAGCUUAUAAUAUUCAUAACAGAUCUUCCCAUCAUUUUAAUGGCGUUGGUUGUGUUUGUUACACUCAUACGAGUUUAUCCUUGUUGUAAAGACUUAAAAGAAACUUGGGAUGGAUGGAGAUAUUAUGACUUGUACUAUACAGGCAUUGGAAUUCGAAUUGUUGUCAUGCAGCACUUUUUCACCUUGUUUAUUGAUGUGUUCUGCAUACCUUCUGCAGUUAUCGUCUUAUUGUCAUGGAGAAGUUGCAGGUUUGUAACCAAAUUUAAAAAUGCUGAAAAUGAUUGGAAAAGAAGAAAACUUUGUUUUGUAGAAUGCGCACAGAUAUUUCUUGACAUACCGUUACUACUAGCUUUUGUUAUUGUGUGUAUUUCCUGGAGAUUGCCAUUUGUAAUAUAUGACAUUAAGCGUGAUACGAAAAAAGCACGUGGCUGGAACGAGAUACGAUUCCGUGGAUUAGAACAAAUGUUUUACCUUUUUGUGGACAUCCCAUGUUUCGUUUUGUUCUUGAUUACCAUUAUAUCAUGGCGAUCACCCAUACUGGUAUGGCAGUUAAAUGGUUACGACACAAGUUUUUUUAAGAACAGUGUACAAUGGCGACUAAGGUCAAUUGUAUUGCUGCAAUUUAUUUACUUAUUUGUUGACGUGCCAUGUAUAGUCAUGUCUGUAUUUCUUUUUGCAACUCUUUGGCGUCUCCCUUCAAUGUACAGUGGCAUAAAGAAAGUUUUAAGCGAAUCCUAUGAACGGAAAAAUUUUUAUAAAAAAGAGUUUAAAGCAAGAAAUGUGAUAUUACAACAAUUCGGAAUGAUUUUCGUUGAUUUGCUUUGCUUUGGUAUGGCUUUAUUUAUGCUGAUGACUUUGUGGAGGACAUAUCCACUGUUGAAAGAUUUUAAAAAGUACUGGAAAAAAUAUCGCAUGAGCACUGUUCAUGAAAGGGACACAUAUGGCACAUUUGAACAGUCAAAAAAAUUUAGUGUGAUCUCUUCCGACGCUAAUGUAAGCAGAGAUGACGAUGCGGAAAUCUGUAAUGUAAUGAAUAGUGAAGGGGCUGAGGUGGAAAAUGAACCAGAGCAGAUUGUAUCAACUGAUGUCGUGCCAAAACCUGAAGAAGAAGAUGAACAAAAACAUAAACCGUUGUCUUGGAAUAAAUUUACCUGGAAACUUCGUAAAAUGACGUGCAUCCAUUUUUUCAUGUUUUUCAUAGAUCUACCAGCUAUACCGUUGGCAAUUUUAUUAAUAGUGACAGUGCUUCGUACAACAAAGUUCAUAUCAGCUAUUUUAGGGAGUGGAAAUUUCUACAUGAUGUUCGCCAUCACUGUGUACUAUCAAACAGUAAGGUUUUUCCUAGAUUUAUGUUGUGUCUUAUUGUUUCUGGUGUUAAUGAUAUUAAGACCCGUUCAGUCAUGGGUGUAUUUACUAGAGGAUGAGGAACACAAAAAGUACAGACUUCUAGGUGAUAUUACUGUUUGGACGCCGGACAUUGUUGCUGAUAGAAUGCAUGUGUACGAACAUAUGAUGGAAAGUAUUGCGUUAGAUAUUAAACAUCUGGAUGUUGGUCAUCAAGUUGCACAAAACAAACUAACCACGAUUAUGGAUGUGCAUUUGGAACGACUUGACAGAUUGCGUUGCAGACUUCAGGAUAACGAAAUAGAAGACGAAUUUGGUUAUAUACUUUCCGUAGUUAUGUUUCAUGAACGAAAAAGAGUGAAUAAAAUAAUGCGUAAAUUUACUUUAGAACGCAAUUUCAUACAACGUGCUGAUACAGAAUUACAUGAUCUCAAUGUACUGGAAUGGACCAAUGAAAUGCGGAAAUUUAAUGAAAACCUCGAUGUUUAUUAUGAAAAACUUAAAAAUUAUAAACCUGAAAAGGUUCCUCUUUAUGAAACAAAGACAGGUUUGUCGUUGCGUACAAGAAAGGAGACACGUCAGGUGUUACUUCAUUGUUUACCACGUGGUAACGCUGUCACUAUUAUUAUGGCAUUGUUAUGUUGCAUACCUGUGUAUCGGAUGCCGACGAUGAUAAGAAAACUUUUCAGACAAUGGUAUAACCGAUUCGAGAUUGUUAUAAUCACCAUUAAAGAGUACGCUUUAGACGCGCUUGCUUUAUUGAGAAUCCUGAUUGUUCUUAUUUGUGUUUAUCGUGCUCCAAUGAUGUUGGUUGAUAUUUUUGAUUGCAUUGUGGAAAAACGAAGCUGGAAAGCAGUGAGACAUAUCACGAAGAAGUACCCUGCAGAAAUUGCAAGUGACAUCGUUAACAUGUUCGUGAUAGUAUUUAGUUGGGAAACUCCGAGGUUUCUCUUCACAGCUCUACUGUUCGGUUUACUGGUUCCUGCAGACUUGUUUAUGACAAUUGUUAAAAUAUUCAUAAAAGACAAAUGUUUGAUAUAUGUGUUAACACUAAUCAUAUACGUGAUCAUCAUGGGCUUCCCGUUCGUAUUUACUUUCUAUGCAGCUAAUUAUAUUCAAGAGCACAAAGAUGGAAGGAUGAAUGUCUUACUUUUGUGUGUGUUUUCGGCUGUUCUGCUGUUUCUUCUUUUACUCAUGGUGAUGGCUUUAAUUAAAGAUCAAAAGAAAACGUUUCUUUUGGAAAUGCCAAAAUGCGAUUAUGUGCGGUUAUCUUGGUAUAACAUUAACGUGUUUUUAUUUGAAAUCUUAGAAUUUUUACAAACAAUGGCGCUGACAUUUAAACUUCAAUCGAUACCUAUGUAUGGCUCUGAAACCUUGGAGAAUGUAUCCAAGUAUUUGUUGUUUUCGUUUUUACCGUUCGAAAGUAUUUUCUGGAUAACUGUGUUCUUGUUUGUCGUGUGGUUUUUCUUGUGCGCUGCACCUGUCAUACUGGAGAAUAUUUUGGAGAGUUUUCCUGCGGGCAGCUGUGCAAAACGGAGCAGUUGGAGAUUAGCCAUGUCGCUUUUUGCGAACACUCUGUUUGUGACCAUGAUUGAGAAUUUAACUUCGUUUUCUGCUUGCAGAUACCAAACUUGUCCAGUUGUUAAUUCAACGAGUCUAACAAACUACAGCAUAACAAAAUCAACUUUUAAUCAUUCCUCCUGUAUGACCUCAACUUUUAUGGAAGAUGAUUCAUUUCAAUGCUGGAAUGGAGAUCACAAAGGAUAUGCCGCAUUUGGUUUGGUUUCCUUGGCAUGGUAUUCAACAACGUCCCUUAUAUUCGGAACGCAGUAUGGUGAUCCGAACACAUCGAAACAGGAUAUCGGUUUUUCGCCAGUAUAUAAUACCGUUGUAAACAUACUAAAAGUAGCCAUGAUUACAGCAGUUACGAUCAUCACAGACCAGCACUUUGUAGUUGUUGGUGUAUUACUUGUAUGUAAUCUGCUGCUAGUUGUAUUCACAGUUACAUUUCGCCCCUUAUUCAAAUACAGUGCAUGCAACUUACCAAGUAUUCUCGUAUGGCGCGUGUUCACUUUUGUAAGCUGUGGAAUAGGAGUUAUAGCCGUUCUAGUUGCUUAUAUUCAAAACGAAAGCGAUUCAAAGAUUCCUUUGCUGAGCAUAUUUGUCGGUAUUUUUAUCGCUUUUGUUGUUUCUUUUAUAUUUGCCGUACGACUCCGACGUACAAGUGACAUUGAACGUGAUCGUGAAAAUUUCAAGAAGGAGAUUCUAUCUUUGGAAGGUCGACUGUUAAAGAAUGGUUGGCUUUCCAAGAAGUGGAAUACUGAUCGCAAAACAUGGUAUCGCUUACUGAAUAGUGUACGCGAAGCCAGUAGGAAAGACAAGAAUGCUGAUCCAAAGAAGUGGGAGUUACCGGAACUUAUGCCAGUUGUUGCAGAAUCAGAAGAAGUACCAGGUCUGUCACCGACUGGAACUAAUGUUAUUAGCGACUCCACAAUGACAAGUACGGGCGAUAAUAGGUGUUCUAUCAUGCUUCCGCAAUCGUCUAGCGAUGAUUUUGAGUCAGGAAAAAUACCUCCGCCGCCCAGUUACCAUCAAGCAAAAACAGCAGAAACUGUUAAUUUUACACCCAUUGAAGGUUUUGAAAUCUCUCUUGAUUUGUCUAAAUUGCAAAAGAACGGGAAAAACUUGCUGCUGACAUUGGAGAAACACAUUAUGUAUGAGGCUUACAGAUAUUCGUUUCUCACUCAAAGGACAGUUUGGCUUAAUGCUGUCAUUCAAAGUGACUGGUCUGGUUUACUUCAAUGUCUUCGUAUACUGAACAGGAAUAUUGAAGGGUCUUAUGAUAAACCGACUUUUUUGGAUAUUUCAUUGUCAAAACCAUCUAUUGACAGUGACAAGCUUCGGAGGGACCCACAAGACGAGCAAUUGCCUCCAACUGAAUUUGUUAAGCUCUCGAAAGAAGCUAUAGCGCAACAUUCUGAAGACUGUCGCCAGAAAGCAUUAAAUGACUUUGCGCUGUUUCCGGAUCGUGGAGUUGAAUGGAGUAGGAUAUUGGACAAACUGCUCCCCGUGGCACCUGUGUUUAAAUCUUGGAAUUACUCUGAGAAUAUCUCGUUUGAAUUAAAAAGUCGUCGUGUGAAUACUGGGACAAUUGUGGAAAUCGAGGAGAACGGAAAUAAGCUGGCAAUAGGGGUGAGCUUUACGAUUGGAAAAAUAUUACGUGGUCAUUUGAGUAAAAGUGGUCUUGUGUUUGAAAAAGGUUUUGAGCCAAUUGCGAAAAAGGGUCCAGUGAAAAUUGCUUUAAAAGAUGCAGUGUUUAUAUUGAAGAACGAUAAUGAACUUUAUCUGGUUGCGAACGGAAAGAAAGUAAAAUAUGAAAUAGCCAUGGCUUCUUGUAAAACAAUCAAGUGGAGUUAAAUCUUUGUUCUCACUGCUCGAAAUAUAAAACAUAUAUCCAACAAAUUAUGAGGUCGUAGUGUGGUUUCCAUAAGCCAAAUCUCAUUAGACCCUUGCUUCAGAAUUUUUUUUAAUCAAAAUUUCAUUUAACUUGUUAAAUAUUUCUUAUGGAUUUGUAUACAUUUAUACACACAAUUUUCUACUUCUUUUAUUAUAUUUAACUUAUAUUUCUUUUAUAACAUUCACGAUAAUUCAAUGUGUGAAUUUUUUUUAUGCGGAUUCGAUCGCCAGAGUUUCGGGCUAAGACGGCGGCAUUGUUUUGGCCAAUUUUUUUUCCUGAGUCAGAAUAAAGUCUAACAAAUUUUCGUAUUUUAAUACAUGCAUAACAAAUUAAGUUACUUAAACUUUCAUUGUUUUUUUUUUUUAUUUAAAGUUUCUUAGUUGUUGUUUUUACACGCUAUGUCAAGUUUGGUAAAUGAACACAAUUUUUUCAUUUCUCUGAUAUUUUACAUUUGUGUCUUAAUAGCACAUUGUUUUCGCAGUUGUGUCCAAGGUUUUUGCGGCCUCUUGAAAUUUGAACGAAAUGUCUUUGGCCGAGUUUGAUUAAUUUCUUUUUUUAUUUAUUUAUAUUUUAUAUUAAGUUGUUUUUUUUAAACACUUGCCCAUAUUUAAAAAAAAAUGGUUGUAAUGUUAAUGAUAAAAUAAAUGGUAAAUGCAA